Messenger RNA from Entrophospora candida, 504 nucleotides. NCBI's taxonomy places the organism in Eukaryota, Fungi, Glomeromycota, Glomeromycetes, Entrophosporales, Entrophosporaceae. The record is from the annotation of a GenBank genome assembly.
AUGGAUGUAAUUAAUAUUUCUGUGUCAGAAUACUUCCAAAAUACCACACCUACAAAAUGGUCAUUUGAUAAUUUUUUAGAAACAAUGAAACCUUUCAUCAUGAAAGAAAAGAAAGAUACAGAUGAACUAUUCUCAAUAUGGCGUAAAAGAUUUAUAAAUGCACUUAAAAUCACAAUUAAUAAUGCAGAAACAGACCAGACAGCUCGGCAGAUUGCAACAUUACUUGUAAAUCAAAAACAAUCUAGCACUAUUACAAAGUUCUGGAAGCAGUUAAAAAUUGAUAAAACUUAUGAAAGCGCUCAAGAGAGACUUCAGAAUAAAAAGUCUAUAUUCAAGGUAAGCUCACAAAUUGAUGCACCAGACAUUUUAGAGGUUUUUAGAGCACAUCAAACCAUUCAAGUUACUAGUGAAACCAACUUUCAAAACUCUAGUUCAGUCAUUGAAAAUGAAAAUGACGAGAAAAGGACAAAAGAACCAUCAAUAAAAGAGACAGAAAUAAAAUGA